ACCAAAUUGCGUUGGACACGUUUGAGGAAUGAGAGGCACUUUGACAAAGAUCUGCAGAGCAGGACUCCUGUCUUCUUUCAUCUUUAUCUCAUACAUUGCCGUGACGUCUUCAAUGACGCUUGAUAUGACCGAGCUGAGAAAUAAAAUUUCAAAAAUCAAGGUGAAUCCGAGGGGUAAUCUGUGGGCAACAGGGCAUUUCAUGGGCAAGAAAAGUGUUGUGGAUGGUUCCUUUAUGGAGUCUGCCUUUGAAGAUGCGAAUGUUCCCCCUGAAGUCAGAGCUGUGAGUCCUCUGAAGCAAAUGACUGAAGACCUGGUGGCACUGCUCACUGAGAUAUUGAAAACUGCCCAACGGAAACAAGCAUUGGACAUGGGAGAUGGAGGUCCUGCUUGAGGAACACUUGAGCCACCAGUUCUUAAAUCUUUACAGCAACAGCAUGAAAUCCUCCUGACAAAGAAAAUAAUAUGUAUAUGUUUUUUAAAUGUGAAACAUGAUGCCAGUCUCCACUGUUUUGUUCUUGGGGCCAGUUAUUUUGAACCUAAUAUGUAUUUCUCCCUGACAAUAAACCCGUACUGA
Molecule: messenger RNA, 574 nt
Organism: Acanthopagrus latus (yellowfin seabream)
Lineage: Eukaryota; Metazoa; Chordata; Actinopteri; Spariformes; Sparidae
Gene: nmba
Product: neuromedin Ba
Exons: 3
Coding region: 29-391 (120 amino acids)
Biological process (GO): positive regulation of hormone secretion; neuropeptide signaling pathway
Cellular component (GO): neuron projection
Molecular function (GO): neuropeptide hormone activity; neuromedin B receptor binding
Source: RefSeq, a predicted model, not a curated record